Darwinula stevensoni is the source of this 1293-nucleotide messenger RNA. Lineage: Eukaryota; Metazoa; Arthropoda; Ostracoda; Podocopida; Darwinulidae. The record is from the annotation of a GenBank genome assembly.
AUGACGAGAAUGGGGAAGGAGUACAGAGGGACUCAUAGUCAAACACGAACUGGAAAGAAUUGCGUGCAUUGGAAAAAACUUCUCAUUGGCAAAAAAAUUGAAAAUAUUUUCGGAGAGCAGGUGAUAAGAGGGGAUUAUUCCUUCAUUGGAAGACCGCAGCACCUCUACGAAAUCGUAUCAAACCAGGACCUAAACUAUUGUCGGAAUCCAACGUCGGCCGAGGAGCCAUGGUGCUUCGUUUCCGAAUUAUAUGAUGAAUGGGAAUUCUGCAACAUCCCCUUCUGUCCUGGCCGCAAAGAGCCCGUGGAAUGCAAAUUGACUAAAGAGGGAUGGGAGUAUGCAGGAUUCAAGAACGUGGAUGCACGUGGUCGUAAGUGUCAACCCUGGCUCACGUCAGACCCCAAGCGAUUCCAAGUACUGAACUUCUUGGCAUUGCCUGAUCAACUCAUGGACUAUAGUAACAACUACUGUCGCAAUCCUUUCACUGUCGGAACCUCAAAUACACUCGCAGAUUUUCUUGAAAUGUCGAAAGCAAACGAUCUCUGGUGCUUCACUGAAAAGGGAAGUGGCUUUGGAUGGGGACAGUGCACGGUCCCAUACUGCCAUGAAGCGUAUGAGCGCUCCGCUCUCGAAGGUAAACCGGCCCAGGGAUACCCGGAAUGUUUGCAGACCAAGAUGGGGAAGGAAUACGUGGGAACGACGAGGAAGACGGUGACUGGGAAGCCCUGCCUCCGAUGGGACGCUGUUCCCUAUGGAAAGCUUGACGAUUUCGACCCGAAAAUAUCCUACGAUGACCAUUUCCGAUUUGGCAAUGCCGCAUCUCAUCAAGACUUCUGCAGGAACCCGACAUUGAAGAAUCAACCCUGGUGCUUCGUCGGCGAUCCCAAAAUAAAAUGGGAAUUCUGCGAUAUCUCCAUGUGCCCCAACUACCCCAGUGAGUUCACUCCGGUCCACGAACAAAUGUUCUAUCUGUUGGUAAUGGGUCAUGCCAAGGUUGGAAAAGAGCAAAACCCUAAUAGACACAUCGACAAGACAGAAUGCAAAUGGACGCACAAGGGAGAGGAGUAUGCAGGGACUCUCAACGUGACGGCGUCCGGGCGCCCGUGUCUGCCGUGGAGCGACUCCGGAUUACUGGAAAGAUUUUGGCCAAGGUUCCCAGAAGACGUGAGGAGCGAGAAUCACAACUUCUGUCGAAAUCCAACCGGGGGAAAGGAUAUGGCAUAUUGUUUUGUUGAUUUUGGCGAAAAGGAAACCUGUGACAUUCCAUUCUGCCCCUUCCACUUCCUCUACUAA